Molecule: messenger RNA, 4636 nt
Organism: Polypterus senegalus (gray bichir)
Lineage: Eukaryota; Metazoa; Chordata; Cladistia; Polypteriformes; Polypteridae
Gene: mctp1a
Product: multiple C2 domains, transmembrane 1a
Exons: 21
Coding region: 348-2981 (877 amino acids)
Biological process (GO): regulation of neurotransmitter secretion
Cellular component (GO): synaptic vesicle membrane
Molecular function (GO): calcium ion binding
Source: RefSeq, a predicted model, not a curated record
UGCGCGAGCCAGCUGGUAAGGCGAGUCGUGUUAGGCACGUGCGUUCAAACUUUCCACUCCGCUGGUCGCUGGGUGAAAUGGAGCGGCUCGAGCGUGUAAGCCACGCACGCUUCCUCUGAAAUGUUGCCGCUUUACUGUACUUCAGUUUCGGUAAAGGUGGAAACCGGCAGGUGAUCGCUCUCUGGUCGCUGCAGAGCACACGCCAACUUUAUCAAGCCUGUAAAACCCCCGCUUUCCUUCCCCAGAGCAGCCAUUGACAAUUCAAUCUGCCGCUCAGCUUGCAGAAACCGCGGGUCCCCUUGGUCCGAAUAAGGCUGGCUGGCUGUUACUGCUCCUGCCUGCGAAGCAUGGACGACAAGCCUCAGGAUGACAACGCUGCCGGCACCGAGCAGGAGUCCCUGUCCUACCAGAAGAGAAUCUGGAAAAACCUGCCUUUCUUGAGCCCAAAAAUUAGCACCGAUCGCCGCAGUGCGGAGCCCAAGAAAGAGGCAGGCAAAUGGACCUUUAAGGUUAAAAGGAAUAAAGUGCUCGAUCGCGUCUUCUCGUCCUCUCAGCCCAAUUUGUGCUGCUCGGUAUCGGAGCCGCUGGACAACGAGCGCUUCUUCUGCAGUAAAGGAGAGGAGCCCGGGGCGCUCGUGCAAACCGAAAAGCUCUCCGGAUCGCCGGGACUGGACGUCGGCAGCAAAGCUAAAAUGCAGAAACACGGCAGUCCCAGCAAGCCCGUCGUGUCUCACUUAGUGCUGUCCCACCAGAAAAGCUCAUCCUUGGGAUCUGCUUCUUUCGAGAGGCUGGUGGAGCCCGCCGAUCAUGGUAGCCUGCGGAAGAACGCUAGCGAUUCUGGUAUAAAUAAAGUUGGUCCAAGUAAUGCAGAAACUUCAACAUCUAAUCCAGGAAUGUUCCAGCUGGACAUUGUAUUGAAGAAAGGCCACAACUUAGCCAUACGAGAUAGAGGAGGGACAAGUGACCCCUACGUUAAGUUUAAGAUAGCUGGAAAGGAAGUUUUUAGAAGUAGGAUAAUACACAAGAACCUCAAUCCUGUAUGGGACGAGAAAGUUAGCCUUCUAAUUGAAAACCUCAAGGAGCCUCUCUAUGUGAAGGUUUAUGAUUAUGACUUUGGACUGCAAGAUGAUUUUAUGGGAUCAGCAUACCUGCGACUUGAGUCUUUGGAGCAGAAAAGGCCCAUGGAGGUGACGUUAACUCUGACGGAUGCCCGUUACCCAGCACACAAUCUGGGCUCUCUGCUACUGUCUGUUUCUAUAUACCCUAAAGAGGGCAUCACUAGAGAAGCUACUAUGCAUUUGAGAAGGAGUUGGAAAAGAUCAAGUAAGCACCAGUGCCAGAGCUUGCGAUUAUCAGAGAUGCACAGAAAAUCCCAGCUGUGGAGGGGAAUUGUUAGCAUCAGCCUCAUAGAAGGUCGCAAUCUGAAGCCUAUGGAUAACAAUGGCUUUAGUGAUCCUUAUGUUAAAUUUAGACUUGGACAUCAAAAAUACAGAAGCAAGACAAUGCCUAAAACUUUGAACCCCCAGUGGAGAGAGCAGUUUGAUUUCCAUUUGUAUGAUGAAGAAGGGGGUGUGAUUGAUAUCACUGUGUGGGAUAAGGAUGCUGGAAAGAGGGAUGACUUUAUGGGCAGGUGUCAAAUUGACCUUUCCAGCUUGAUUAAAGAACACACACACAAACUGGAAUCAGACCUUGAGGGGGGCGAGGGAACACUGGUCAUGUUGGUCACCUUAACUGCCUCUACUGCUGUUAGUAUCUCUGACAUGUCUGUUAACAUCCUUGAUGACCCCAAAGAACGCCAGGCAAUUGUCACGAGAUAUAGCUUCAAGAAGUCUUUUCACAAUCUUAAGGAUGUGGGAGUAAUCCAGGUGAAAGUAAUCCGUGCUGAAGGUUUAAUGGUGGCCGAUGUUACAGGCAAAAGUGACCCAUUCUGCGUUGUUGAGUUAGGCAAUGACAGACUGCAGACGCACACUGUCUACAAGAAUCUAAACCCGGAGUGGAACAAGGUUUUUACUUUCAAUGUUAAAGAUAUCCACAGUGUCCUCGAGGUGACGGUUUAUGAUGAAGACAGAGAUCGGAGUGCAGACUUUUUGGGCAAGGUUGCCAUCCCUCUGCUCUCGAUUCAAAAUGGUGAGCAGAAAGCCUACGUCUUGAAAAACAAGCAGCUGACAGGGCCAACAAAGGGGGUCAUCUAUCUCGAAAUAGAUGUGAUUUUUAACGCUGUGAAGGCUGGCAUUAGAACAUUAACUCCCAUUGAGCAGAAGUAUAUAGAGGAGGAACCAAGGGUUUCCAAGCAGCUGCUGCUAAGGAAUUUCAAUCGUGUAAAACGCUGUAUCAUGGCUCUUAUCAACGCUGGAUACUACAUUAACAGCUGUUUAGAAUGGGAAUCACCACAGAGGAGUCUGGCGGCCUUUGUGCUCUUUCUUCUUGUGGUUUGGAAUUUCGAGUUCUACAUGAUUCCACUGGCAUUACUGCUGACCUUGGCCUGGAACUACAUUCUCAUUAUAUCAGGAAAGGACACUAGAAGUGAUAUGCAGCAGGCAGUGGAGGACAUGUUAGAGGACGAAGAAGAAGAAUACGACAAAGAUGACAAGGAUUCAGAGAGAAAAGGAUUCAUGAAUAAACUUUUUGCCAUACAGGAGGUCUGCAUCAGCGUACAGAAUGCCUUGGAUGAGGUUGCCUCUUAUGCCGAAAGGAUAAAAAAUACCUUUAACUGGACAGUGCCUUUCCUGAGUUGGCUCGCCAUUGUUGCACUUUGUGUCGCCACAGUUAUUCUCUACUUCAUUCCCUUAAGAUAUAUUGUACUCAUCUGGGGUGUUAAUAAAUUCACAAAGAAACUUCGUGACCCAUAUACAAUUGACAACAACGAGCUGCUGGACUUCCUCUCUCGAGUUCCUUCAGAUGUACAAGUGGUGCAGAACCAAGAACUGAAACACGAUUCCAGUCACAGUCCAAAUAAAAGAAAGAAAAACAACCCAGGAUAGCCAGCAUGCCAUCCUCAAAAGGCUUCAGCUCUUCACGACUCUCUUUAACUAUGAAAGGAUGGGCCUUAACCAGCACACCACCUUUGUUAUUUUACUUUUUUCCUUUACUUGCUAUUUAUUAUUUUUUGUAUAUAAUGUACAGAUUGAAAAGAUGCAAAUAUAAAUAUAGUUCUGUAUAAUUUACAUUGUACAAUGCACUUUUAAUUUUACCUAGAUUGAGGUAGAGGUGUCUGUUUUGGUUGCUUAACAUAAGAGGGUAUGAGUGUCUGUUUCUGUAAUUCAGCCUUGCACACAUGUUGAAAGGAGUAUAGCAACAACCAAAAAGUAAAAUUCCAAAAAAUAGCCAAUCAGAAAUGAGAAAUAUUUUCUGAAAGACUAAUUAUCUGUCACUAUUAUUUACAAUGCAGAAUGUGUUAUAAGAACAUAAGAAAUGUUUGGACGUGAACAGGCCAUUAAGUACAAUAUACCCAAUCGAUCCCCAGCCAGAGUUAUGAGGACAACUGUCCCCUUCUGAAUGUUCAACAGGAGUAUUUGAGAACAUUCACAACAGCCUUCAUGGCACGGCUAUUUACAAGUCAAAUCAGAACUUUUUACACAAACAACCCCCUAAGCACAGCAAAGAACAGAGACACUGGCCACAGAAACACUCCUUCAUGGUUUUGUAUAAGAAGCAAUAAAAAGUGUACCAUCACAACUGUUGGCGCUACCUUAGUAGUGUUACUGCCGUAUAGGCAGAUGAGUAAUGAAAUGAAACAAUGUGGGCAAUGAGGGUACACAUCUCUCACAACACAAGGGCUGCUGGGACUGCUACACAUUUGCCUAAUAUGCGAUGUGGAGAUAUGAGGACAAAAGGUAGAGUAGUAAAGAAUAAAACUUUUUUUUCCCUGUCAGCUUACAAUCUCACAUAAAAACAACUGAAGGAAGCCCAAGGAAGAGCACAACGUUUUCGCAAAGUCUGGGGCGUUCGUUUUUUUUUUUUUGAAAAGGUGAGCAAUAACACAUUUUCAAGAAUCCCAUGACUAAAUUUGUCUUCCUUUUCUUUAUUGCUAUCCAAUCCAUUCCCUCUUUAAGCUCAUAUCAUGAAGCAUUAGGUACAUUUUUGGUGUAAAAUAACUUCUUUUUUUAAAUGUAAUGCAUCUUCUUUUUGUUCUUAGUGGUUAACCUCAGGCCCUUAUCCAGUAGCAUCUCUGCAUUAAGUGCAGGUUGGGCACUGUCCCCAAAGCAGAUGUCAUACGUUUAUCAGAAAUGAAGUAAUAUGGAUACUCCGUUUAACAACUUAUAUAUUGUUAAAAUGUUUAAAGCAAAUGUAACUUAGACGUCAAAAUAAUUUUUUCCAACUUUCCUGCUUAAUACAAUUUCUUAUUUAGAAAAAUAUUUCUUUUUGGACUAUGUGAAACUUUCAUUGUGCCUGGGCACCUUCAGCCUAUUUCUGGGUUUCUCAGACGGGCCUUUGACCCAGCAGUGCUCUAGGCAGACCGUUGUUGUGAACGCAUGUGAAGCUUACAGCUCCUUUAAAUGACUGAAUGAUUUUUUGGUGUAAUUUUAAACGUGUCUAAACUUGCUCAUCUCACUAUCCUGGAGUAAUCAUAAUCAUUGUAAUCAGCUACAUUUGUAUAUUUAAUACAAUUUAGCAUUAAACAAAAAUAAUGUAUGUA